Molecule: messenger RNA, 7711 nt
Organism: Vitrella brassicaformis
Lineage: Eukaryota; Vitrellaceae
Source: the annotation of a GenBank genome assembly
CUCGUCAAACACAAUAACCAACCAACCAACCGCCGCCUCAUGAAUCGGAAGGGCCACAAUGAGGCCCCUGAGCUGCUGAGCCAGACCGCCAACGAUGCCAUUGGCGCAGAUCUCCUUUCGUCAUCGGGCGAGGCCUUCACAGGGGCAGUGCGGAAGUUCGUCGGUGCGUGCAUCAAUUGCCGCCUUACUGUCGCGCAGGUCCGAGGUGUGACCGCCCGGCUUCUCGACAAAGAUGCUCUGCGUCGCAUCCUGGUGCGGCUGACGGACGACAGCGACAAAGAGACCCACCUGGCUGCGGCAGAUCUGCUCGGAGUUCUUUUUAUAGAGAUCGAGGCCGAUCUUGCAGCAUUGCAGCAAUCUCAGCUGGUCGAUGUGGCUGCUGUCAUUGUGGACGUGGUGACCUGGAGGCAGGCCGCAGAGGGCGGCAGCCGCUGCUAUGGGCCUGACGAGAGCCUAUACGUCAAACACAUCCUCAAAGCUGAUGCUGCAGUGGAUGUCAUGACGCCGGUGCGACUGGGGCUUCUUGCCUCGGUGCUUCGGGCCCUGCGUGCCGCUGCACCCGAGGAGGGCGCUCGUCUCCGAGACUCAGUGCUCGCCAACCAUCAGACCACCAUCAAGCAGUGUCUGAAGGUCAUCCGCACCGAUACCGAUGGGUCUCCGGCGUUUUCCGCUUCGGCACCGGCGUUUUCCGUCGUGAAAUUGCUGCUGCAGCCUGUCAACCCAUCGUCAUCUUCCCCCGAUGCGGACCCCACGCCCAUUCCCCUCCACCUCUCCCUCCCUUUAUUCACACUGCUGACGGACCAGCUGAUGUCCCUGGCGGAAGGGGCGACCUGCAUGGAUGCACAGAGGUGGUCGUAUGUAGCUGUUCUACCUCCUCUGCUUGCCCACGCAGCCUCAGAGAGGCAGAGCAGAUGUAAGAUGCAAACACACAAGAGCUGAUGGAGUAGAAAUGAGCACUUAGCCCGUGUCGUGUGUGUGUCCGUUCAUCAGCUCUGCGCCAGAAGGACGUGAGGCGGCUGCUCGAACAGCACCUUUGUGCACACGUGGACACGCUCGUGAGACUCAUCACCUCGGCGGAAGGAGGGACGUUGGCUGUGGCGGCGGCCACACUGGGUGCAAUCACAGUGUGCGCCGCUGCUUUGAGCACUCAAUCGCGCCACCCCUUCCCCCUGUUGUCAUGCCGGCCGCUGCUUGACAACCCCUCGCUGAUCAUCAGAGCCGUUGAAGCGGCAAGUGCCCUUCGUGACCGGGACAUCGAGCUGCCGCCAACCGCCUACUCCGCAAUACUCGGCUGUAUGAUGAUACCGGCAGGAUUCGCUAUCGGUCAGACAGAAUGGCCAUUAAGAGGGAGGGAGAGAGAGAGAGAGAGAGAGGGGCGCAGGAGGGACACAAAGUGAGAUGUAAAGCUAGGGCUGGGUGUAUGCUGUGUUUCCCUUCACAGAUUCGGGAGACGUUGGCCCAGGUCGUCGGGUGGUAGAAGCUGUCUGCCAGCUAUUGACCGAAUCUGUGGGGCCGGUACCUGUCGACUGCAUCGUCGACGUCCUCCAGCAGUUGAUCAAGUGAGCGGAGGAUUGACGGUGGGAGCUGGCCCUACAGGCUGCAUGCAUGCGUGUCUGUCAUGGGCUGUCCUGCAGAGGGGGUCAUGAGUUGGUCACUAAGGGCAAGGCCACAAGCAACCCGUUCGUCGAUCAGAUCGUUCAGGUGAGUGCAAGCAUUCACCCGCGGGUCGAUAGCAACGUGUCCGUGUCUGUCUGUGUGGUUUACUGCCAGUGUGAGGCCGUCCAGCAGCUGAGAGGCCGCCGUGACCUGUCAGCAGAGGUGAGGGACGAAGCCAAUGAGACCACACUACCAAACAAGGUGGGUCGGUGAUGCCAUCCUCCCGUUUCUAUAGGUGUCGUCGUUCAUCGAUUCGCUACCCAAGGCGGCCAGCGCGUGCAGCAGCUCAGCCGCGGCGGACCGAUCGCGCCGCCCGGUCAAGCCCAAGACAGCCACUCAGACUCAUCAUGCGUCAGGUCCGCCCUCGCCGCCUCACCCAUCGACAUCGUCUGGCGGCCUCGAUGGGCUGGAGGACGGCCUCUUCUCGGACGACAUCGACACAUUCACUGCGGCAGUCAAAGACGUUGCCGGCUGCCUUGGUAGCGCAACGGGUGCCGAAAUCGAUGCAUUUGUCAGGCGGUUGGCGGUGAGGUUUGGCAAGGACAGGGAGGCCUUCCGCCGCAUCCUGACGUGUCUGGUGGACGGCAGCAAUGCCAAGUCUACUCUUCAGCUGGUGAUUGGCGCCGUACUCGACAUCCCCUUCUCGAGAGGCCUCCUGUCCUUCAUGCCCUCGUCAAAUCGGGUUGCGGCCAUCCAGGACAUCUUCGAGAUCGUCACAUGGAAGCAGCUUGAGGAGGGAGGAGGGGAGGGGGGUGACCUGGGCGGGGAGGUCGACAGCAACAUCGCGUCUGCUUUCGUCCAGGCAUCGUCAGCCGACGAGCCGCUGCCCCGUGCCAUCGAUGUGGUGACAUAUGCGAGACUGCGCUUUAUUCGAUACGCUCUUGAGGCGGCCACCGCCCUUGAAGCUUCAGGAGGGCCGCAGCUCCGCGCGAGCUUCCUUCAGACCCACCAAACGACCCUCCGGCAGGCGAUGAGUCUCAUUUGUGAGCGCAGACACGCACGUGUCGUUAACGAGGCCUUCGUGAUGCUGAAGAACCUGUUCGCGACCAGCCCCGUCGGCCCAUCAUUUCAACUCGUGCUCGAGUUCUUCUCCAUUUUCGUCGAGAGCCUGAAGCAGCUGACUGAUGAGCGACCAGUGGGGACGUGCCGCUUCUUACUGCCGCUGGUCCAUGCCGCAGAGUAUCUACGGGACUCCCCACGAGAAGGUCAGAAAAGUGCACGUUGAAAUGCUCUUUGAACGAGGCUGCUGUCCUUUGUCUUGGCAGGUAUCGUGACGGAGUGGCCGGCCAUCAAGGCGGCUCUCAACACACACGUCUACGCGCACAUAGACACGCUGCUGAACCGCAUCGCGGCGUCCGAUCCUUCCUCUCCCCUGUGCUUGGCGGCGAUCUCCACCGUGGGAGCUCUCCUCCUGGCCGCCAUCGUCCUCUGCGUCCGAAAGAAGAAAGGUAGGCAAUGGAAGGGAUGGCGUGGGAGCGUCCGUCAUGCACCUGGACUGCGUGUGUGUCUACGGGUGUGGGUGCUAUUGGGGAAGGCCAAUUAUGGGACCUGAUCGAACAGAACGGUGUGGCCAAGAUCACGGCCGCUGCCCCUCUGCCGAUGCAGCCGCUUAGUCGUCUCAUUUUGGAUGCCGCCAUCCGCGACAAGGUGGUGAACGCAUUGGGCAUGGACUACACGUACAAGGGUAUGCCGAUCUCCCUCGGACUGUUCACAGCGACCGCUCUGCUGAUGCCGGCGAUGGCCAUGAUAGGUCCGUCUGUGAGCUCGUGAAGCUCCUAAAGUCCCUCAACUAUGUGUGUGUGAGUGUGUGUAUUGGGGUGUGUGUGUGCAGAUGGUGGGGAGGCUGGCCUUGUGGUCGAGUCGGGCUUUAUGUCCACCCUCAUCUCACUCCUGGACAACGCCGAGAGGACGGGCGUGACUAUGAUGAACCUCUGCAUGAUUUGUGUCAAGACGCUCAGUCAGAGAGAUCGAAAGGUCAGCAAAGGAAGGUCACGGACCUCCCAUCUCAUUUGGACGAGAGUGCUGCGGUGGUGCGUUUGUUUGUGUGUAGGUGUUGGGGACCGAUGGACUGGCAGAGGCCAUAUGUGGCAUGCUGGUCAAAGACGCACAAGGACAUCUCAGUGCAGAGGAGUGGGCGGGUAUCACUGACAGUGAACGCAAGACGGCUGUCGACAUUCUCAAGAGCAUCGUCAGGUGAGCCAUGUGCUGCAGACAAGGAGGGCCGGCACAUCCAUUAGUGUGUCUGUUUGUCGCUGUGUGAUGCAUGUCAGCUAUGGCAAGUCGCUGGUCGCCAGAGGCACACCGAAUCCCAUCGUCGGGCAGAUACUGCAGGUACGUUAACCGAGGGUCGUGUGUGCUGUGCCCUCCUGACUGACUGACUGUGUGCCACCAUGUCAGUUCGAGUCGGUCAAGGCGGUCCGGAAGCGCAGCAGCGGCACGAAGGCGUCUUCACAAGUGAGCAACGCUCCUGCACAGCACGAGACUCUCCUCUCCACCCAUCUCUGUGCCCCAACAGGUCUUGGAAUUCUUCACUUCCCUCGCCCAGCAGCACCAGAAGGACACCAAGGCCAAGCCCGAAACCGCCAUCUCGGCCGCCCAGUUGGCGGCCCAGGAGGCCAAGGCGAAGCGGAUGCAAGAGGCCCUCCUCGCCGAGGAGCGACGUGAGAAGGAGGCCAAAGAGAAAAAGGGCAAGGGCAAAAAGCGAACAAGGGCGGCAAGGGACACCACCAGCAGCAGCAGCAGGAGGCUGCAGCUGGGGAUGCGGCGAGCCCCUCCGAUGCGGUGAUUGAGCCAUCGGUGCCCUCCACCGCCGCAUCCACCAGGUAGGAAAGCCAUCCACACCAAAGACCAUGGCUGGCGGGAGUGUUUACCUCAUGUGUGUGUGUGCAGUCGGGCUUCUGCUGCGGAUGAGGUUGAGGCGAGUCAGCCGGAGCCCUCUUCGUCCAUCGCCGACACGUGAGCAAUCCACCCACUUGACGAGAUGCCCCGGCACAUUCGCUUCCUCUGUGUGCGUGUCGAUCUCUUUCUUUGCAGGUCUGGUGCGUCUGGUGUGCCAUCCGUGUCAGCCGCUGCGGGCAGCGACCGGCCUGGUGAUGGUGGCGAUGCAGCAAAGUCGGCGGCUGGUGGAAGCGACGGUGACAGUGAUGAUGAGGACGGCGACGCUAUGCUGCUCAACUCGGCAUUCGGGCAACACGCACGGCAACAGCUGAGCGAGGGCAAGAAGAAGAAUAGCAAAGGCAAACACGCCACCAAGCCCACUCCGAAGCCCACAACUCAGCCGAGCCAGCCGCCCAGCCCCUCACUCCCACCAGCACUCCGGACCACUCAGACGGGGCAAACGGGCCGCCCUGCACCUGCCGCCAAUGAGGACCGUUAUCGCGGCGGCAAUGCCCCCAUUCGGAUGCCCGCCCCCAUUCCCCUCUCAAGCGCCCAGUUCCCCAAGGGCCGCUUCAAGUCGUCACCUGGCAAUGGGGGGCUGGCCCCUCCUCUGCCGAAGCGUCCAUCGCCACUGCUGUCUGACGAUGACAGUCCGUCUGGCGGUGUGUCGCCUCCCUUUCGGCAUGUGGGAGGUCGUGGGGCGGGGAGGGGCCUCAUAACGAUGUUUUCCCCCCACCCGCCCCCUCCUCCCUCCAUCCCCCACCGACUCCCGUCGGCCGAGGAGCUGCGCACCAGGCCGUCGCUGCAGCAGCAGAGCGACAAGACGACCGACUGCAGCCGACACGUGGCGAGGGGCCGAGAUGAGAUGGCCGCACACAAUGAGCGCUGUGAUCCGAUCGCAAUGAUCGCUUUUUCCCCUACUGUGUGUCCCAGUCUGUCUACUGGUGGUCCUUCGCUGAGUCGCUUCUUCGCCAAUGCGCCUGUCGGGCCAGUACCACCGGCUGCUGCUGCCGCUGCUGGUGGUCGUGGCGCUGGUGGGCUGUCGGCAGAUCCAUUCUAUGACAGUGGCGGUGACGACAUGUACUGCGUGCCGCCGCCGCCGGCCUUUCCACCGCCGCCCCCACCACAGCCACCGAUCGACCCAAAGUAACACGGGCAUGUGAUGUCUGUCAGCAACGAUUUCAUUGAUUUCUUGUCGCCUGCUUUGGCGUGCAGUGGUUUCCAUCCGAUUGGUUCCCCUAUCCCUGUCAGCUACAAUGGCGGCCCACAGCCGUCCGGCGCUCCUUCCGCACAUCCAUUUGGUUUCCCCAAUCUUGUCCCGUAUAGCCCAACCCCAGCUGCUGCCGCUGCCGCUACAGCUAGUGAUGGUGGUGGUGGGCUGUCGGCUAACCCCUUCUAUGGCUAUGACAGUGGUGAUGAUGAAGACAUGUAUGUGCCGCCCCCGCCGCCCAUUUUCGAGUAUGAGGAGGCAGGAUACCAGCCGCCCUCAACGAGCAGCGCAGCCGACCCCUUCGCUGCGGCUGAGACGGCCUGGGCUAUUCAGGGCGGCAAUGGCGGCCCGUCCAGGGGGUACACAGAGGCAGGCAGAGACGAGAGGGAACGAUAGCACGUAUCACUCUGUUCCCUGGCUGCUACGUGCUUGUGUGUAGGUUUGGUGCGGUGAUGGGCGCCGCGGCGGCCUCCAACAGCGAGCAUCUGGUGGACCAGCUAUGCCGCCAACUGGAGCAGACUCAGCAGGAGGCCAAACAAAAGGACCAGGAGGCCAAGCGGAGGGCUCGAGAGGUGCAGGAGGCUAAGGAGAAGGAGGAGGCGCUAGUACGGCAGCUGCAAGAGGCGCAAUGGACGUAAGUGCGAUUUUCGCAUAUCGCAUAUCUCAUUCACUUCGUUCAAUGGUGUCCUGCUUGACAGGAUUGCCAAAAUGGCCGCAAAGCAGUCAUCGCACCACCACCAGCCCUCCUCGUCCAGCAGCAGCUCAUCGGCACCACCCCCACCCACACACCAGCCACAGCAGCCACAGCAGCCACAGCCCCAGGGUGGCGAGUGCAGUCUGUGCAUGGACGCGCCCGCGUCGGUCGUCUACAUGCCCUGCCGACACCUCCGGGUGUGCCCCAAGUGCUACGAUGCCAACAAGGCCAGAGUGCACCGCAAUCUCAGCCGCGUGAGGGCCGAGAACGACCGACGCAAGAAGGAGAAUGAGGAGCGCAAGAGGCAGAACGAGGGCCGCGAGGAGGACAAACAGCUGCCGAUGGUGAAGCUGCUGGAGGAGCCCCACUAUGUGUGUGAGCACUGCAAUGGCAGGGUGGAGUUCGGUGGCUCGGUGGAGGAAGCCAUGCAGUGGGUGGCCAACAACCUUCUCACUGCCUGACACACAGACAGACACGCAGACAGACAGUCGUGGCUUGGGGAGAGAGGGAUGGUGUGUGUUCGCUUGUGGGUUGGGGAGGUCAGUCUGUGUGCCCUUAGCGCCGGAGGGAGGGAGGGAGGGAGGGAGAGUUGGGGGUGGGUGUCUCUCAAGUACUAGCGUUAUGUAGCGCGAGCAACGUGUGAGCCAAAGAUCCCAUCGCUCACCACGUCUGUGUGUGUAUACCUAUCUGUAUUUGUGUUGAAACCAUCUAGAAGAGGGCCGGGCGGGUGCUUCAGCCCCAGGUUUAAGUCAUUGCACGGACGAUGGUGGAGUGAGUCGGGAGAAAGGAGGGCUGGCGAGCGUCGGUGAGCGGUGGAGGGCAACAGGCAGGCGCAGAUAUCCGUUGCCGGCCAUGUUUGUCUGUCGCGGGUGCUUAGGUACGUGUGUGCCAUUUAUAUGUGUGGGUCCGUUUUUGUCUGACUCCUCAUCCCUCUCAUCCCAUGGCGCCAGUGUCUUAGGUGUGUUUGUCCCGUCCCGGCCGGUGUCUCUAUCUGUAUGUGUGUGUCCGCUGCCUUGUUUGCAUUCACGUGAUGUGUGUGCAUCAUCAUGGAUGGAGCGGAAUGGACGGCUGGCCAUAUGGGCGGAAAAGGUCUGAGUCUUUAUUCGCGUUUCGACUGAGACGUGCGCGUGCGUAUAAUGUGUGGCUUCCCUGCAUUCAUGCAAUGCAUCCACACACUGCUCGCUGUUCGUGUGCAUGUGCAUGCAUGCCGGCAUAUUCAUGCAUGCACAUGAACAUGCCGGCAUGCAUGACGCGAUUGUGCGCAAUGAAUUCGA